This is a messenger RNA of Schistosoma bovis, 1606 nucleotides long. The record is from the annotation of a GenBank genome assembly. NCBI's taxonomy places the organism in Eukaryota, Metazoa, Platyhelminthes, Trematoda, Strigeidida, Schistosomatidae.
UGAAGAUGGAGGUCAUAUAUUGGCACAACAUUAAACUGCCAUCCUUGACCUUGGUCUUCUCCAAAUUCCUAAAUCGACUCCACAUUAACUGUAUAUGCGUUUUAAACAUGGUACUGACUCCAAUAUUUCGCCUAGAACAAGAUGAAAAAAAACUUAAAGUCAUCAUUCAUGCUCCACUAGCUAAAAUAUCUGAAAUGGAAGUAUGCGUUGAAGAACAAACUUUUUAUUUUGACUCCUCCCCGUACUAUCUCAAAUUCGAUAUUCCAGGUUCUGUAUUAACGGAUGAAGAUACUUUUGACUAUGAGCUCAUCGACGGUGACAUACACAUUACAUUGGAGAAGUCUAAACCAGGACUCUUCAAGGAUUUAGAUUUAAUCACAAAAUUGUUGAUAACUUCGUCUGAAACAAAGCCGUCCAAGUGUUUGAUUGAAGAAUUGAAUGAUACUGUUGAACAACAAAAGUGUUGGUCAUUGGACUGGUUUAGCGAUUCAAAAAGUAUAAGUUCAACGCCAGAAGAUGUGGUUCUUUCUAACCCAACUUAUGGUUUUAGUGGUUCCAAAUCUGGACUGUUCCAAGUUGAGUCUGAUUUAACACAUGCAGUGGAUCUGCCUCAUCCAGAUUCGGUUGAUGUUUUCAAACGAUCAGAGCUUAGAAAAGUGGAUGAAGAGAAGAAAUUUCUUGUCGAUCAUUAUCUUGCUGAUUAUUUCGAAUCGGACUCAUGGAUUCAUAUGAAAAACAUUGAUUUACCAUGGUCUAUUAAUAAUAAUACUAAUAGUUUACCAGAAUUCUCAUCUGAUGAACGUCAUCGUCUAAUCACUUUAUCAACUCGUCGACUUCCCCUUCAACCUGAUAAUGCUUUGGAAGAAAAAAUGAUAUAUUUAGGCCUACUCGAUCUAUUAUUUGCUUAUAUAUAUGAUUACAGAGUUCGUGAAGGUGAGACGAUGUCCGAAUCCGGUUGGAAUAUAGUGAAACUUGCAGCUACACUUUCAUGGUUUGAGGUUUAUCAUUCCUUACCGGAAGUUGUUGUGUCAUUCUAUAGACGUGCUUUAACUUAUCCCCUUGUACGAAGUUGGAGAUUUUGCACACUUAUCAAACGCGAUGCUUCUUAUCUUUUACAGCAUACUAAUACCAAACAAUGGUGUUUGAAGUGUCUAUUAGAAAUUCGUGAAUUUUUGAUCGCCUAUCCUGGCUAUCAUGUAUUCGCUGAAUUAUAUCUAAAUGAUUAUAUUGUAUGGAUUCAGACGCGAGCAUGUGAGUCAAAUUUACAUGAUCUUGGCAAAAGUUUAGAAGAAUUUAAAAUGAAAAAAGAUUUUGUCGAUUUGAACUUGAAACAAAUUGAACAACUUGGUCAUGAAUGUUUAAAAAUGGAAAAACUACAAGAUUCAUUAAAACAAAUGUCAUUUUCUAUGAAUGACAUCGAAGAUGAAAAACCGAAACCUUUACAAACUUAAACUGAAAAAUGUUCAGAAAUUCUUUACACACUUUCCCUUUUGUACAUUUAAAAACUUAUUUUAUUUUCUUGUAUCCCUGUUUCUUUGAAACUUACAUUUCUAUAUUAAACUAUAUUUCAUUCAUCGAAAUAAAUUUAUCUAUAACUAUAGUGGAA